AUGGGGAGAGGAAGGAUUGAGAUUAAGAAGAUUGAGAAUGUCAACAGUCGUCAAGUCACUUUCUCCAAGAGACGAAACGGUCUGAUGAAGAAGGCCAAAGAGCUCUCGAUUCUCUGCGACGCUGAGGUUGCUCUCAUCAUUUUCUCCAGCACCGGCAAAAUCUACGAUUUCUCCAGCGGCUGUAUGGAGCAAAUCCUCAACAGAUAUGGUUACAGUGCUUCAACGGCUGAGCAUAAACAAAGAGAGCAGCAGCUUCUACUUUGUUCUUCACAAGACAAUGAUGCUGUGAUGAGGAAAGAUGAUACUAUGAAGAGCGAACUCCAGAGAUUACAGCUCGCAAUUGAGAGACUGAAGGGUAAGGAGCUUGACGGCAUGAGUUUCUCUGAUCUUAUUUCUCUUGAGAACCAGUUGAAUGAUAGCUUGCAUAGUGUCAAGGAUCAAAAGACGAAAAUGCUGCUCAACCAGGUAGAAAGAUCCAGGGCACAGGAGAAGAGAGCACUGGAAGAAAACCAAAUCUUGCGCAAACAGAUAGAGAUGUUGGGGAGAGGCUCAUCAGGACCAAAAGGAUUGAGUGAAAGACCUCAAUUUUCCAGCCCACGAGCCGAUGCCGAGAGCUCUUCAUCAGACGAUGAUGAUGAUAAUGACAAUGAUGAUCACCAUUCCGACACUUCCUUGCAAUUGGGGUUGUCAUCGUCAGGGUAUUCAAAGAGAAAGAAGCCGAAGAUUGAAUUGCUCUGCGAUAACUCUGGGAGUCAAGUGGCUUCUGAUUGA
Molecule: messenger RNA, 771 nt
Organism: Microthlaspi erraticum
Lineage: Eukaryota; Viridiplantae; Streptophyta; Magnoliopsida; Brassicales; Brassicaceae
Source: the annotation of a GenBank genome assembly